UUUCUCAAUAAUAAAGGCGUCGUGUUUAAGUGUAUUCUCUGCAAAAAUCUCUUUUUUUUAUUACGGUAUUCGAAACAAUCCAUUUAAUGAUUGUGUUUGACAUAGAUACGUUAAGUUUGAGUGCGAAGAAUUUUGCUUAACAGAGAGUUGUUUACAAUAAUCAACAGGCUUUGUGUUUUCUUUGGACAAUCACCUGAUAAUGUUUCUGAAGAAAAACCAGUAGAAUACUAUAUGAGAUACAAGAUGCCUGACCAAUUUGGCAACAUCUUGCAGACUGACAGCAAAUACUUGGGAAACUUCAUCAGGGGACUUCCAAUUAUGAAACCUUUCAAGAUCCACUAUCAUGAUCCUUGGAAACAAAAUGAAGAGGAUGGUCUCAAAGUGGGGGUGUUUAUGAUUGUUCCCCGUGAAAACAUUAUUGAUGAGAGGGAAGUCAUGGACCUGACUAUCAGCAUAGAAGGAACAUGCAAGAUAUCCGACGAAGCACAGAAUUCCAUAAUUAAAAAUGAGCUGGAAACUCCAAAUAUCGAAUCAAAAAAUCAGAAAGAUGUUGCGGAAGUGAAAAUUGAACCUACUUCUGAUUGUGAAGAUGAUGACACGCACAACUCUGUCUACCAUGAUAACACAUUAAAAAUGCAUUCUGGUGUCAACAAAGAACGAUGUUAUAACACUGAUUUAAGUAUAAGUACAGAUUUGACAAAAACGUCAACAACGUCUGAAAUAAAAAUUGAAAUUGAAAACAUUGAAAGUGAGGAAAAUUGUUAUGUUCUUAAUGGAAACCAUCGGUUCAACCCGGUUUCUUAUGAUGACAUGUUUAAUAAUUUCAUGCAAAUGAAUGGUACUGAUUGUUUCAACAAAAAUACAAAAAGGAAAACUGAAGCGGAUCUGAAAAUGUUCAACUCUUACCUUCAAAACGUCGGUGAAAAAAGAACCAUGGAAAUGAUACCCCCUGACCAAUUAAACGACCACAUUUGUGGGUUUUUACUGUCUGCAACUAAAAAAGACGGUGAUGAGUAUGAACCUACAUCCAUAAGGAGCUUUGUGUCUUCUAUUGAACGGCAUUUACGAACGAAAGGCUACAAAUGUUCUGUAAUUAAUGGUGUGGAGUUCGCAAAAACUCGACAAGUUCUAAAAACUAAGCAGAACCAUGUUAAAUCACUUGGAAAGGGCAAUAGACUAAAACAUGCUCAUCAACCAGAUAAUGCUAUGAUUCAAACAUUUUAUGAAUGUGGCACCCUGGGUGACAGAAAUCCUGUGUCUCUUAUACACUCACUCUGGCUCAUGUGCACUGUCAAUUUUGGGAUGAAAUCGGCACAAGAAAUGUACGAAAUAAAAUGGGGAGAUAUCCAAGUAAAAGAAGGCGCGUUUGGGACUUAUCUGCAAUAUGAGAAUGACAGAAAAAGAAAGACCAAGAGAAAAAUCGGCGGUGACACAAGAUUACCAGAGACAAGGUCACGAGCAUAUUCCACCUCGGAUCCACAGAAGGAUCCGAUACACUUAUAUACGACAUACAGGACCAAGAGACCUGAGUGCACACUUUACCCGGAAAGCCCUUUUUUUCUGGCAGUAGCCUAUAAAGAACCUCUCCCUCUUCAAAACUGGUACAAAAACCAGGCAAUGGGUAGGAAAAGGAUCCAAGGUAUAAUGAGUGAGAUGAAACAUGCAGCUAAUUUAAUCACUGACAAGAGAACAAAACCACCCAGCGCCAGAAAACUUGCAGGUCAAAAGCUGUUUGACGAUAUGGAUCCGUCACACAAUAUUGUGGUGCCAAUACCUGACCACACUCAUGUGAGCUACGUCAACAACAGCAGCAUUGUAAACACAGAAAAAAGUAAGAGUGGCGCCACAUGUAGUGUUUCAAACAAUACGGAAUGCAAUGACAAAAAAGCGUCAGAGUUGGAUCAGUCAAAUGCAAUUCUUCUCGUACCAGAAUAUUCAGCUGCACCAAUAUCCAGCCCAUCUGACCAAGUUUUAUGGGACGCCAAGAGCCGUUCGUUGUAUCGUGUUGUCUUGGUUUCAACUAACGCCCUGGCUUAUCCAGCUGGUGUCCAAUGUGGUGAAUCCUCUACGCAUAAUCGUAAUAAAUCGACAAACUCACAUAUAAACUAUAAACCGGAGGAUUAUUGUCCACCUAACAGUCCUUUGAAAAAAAUCCGAAAACUUUCCUGCUCCAGUGACAGUGAAUAUACAUGAACGUGAAACUGGUUAAAACUUUAAAAUGCGGUUUGAAUAAAAAUUAUCCUGUACCCGAGAA
Molecule: messenger RNA, 2254 nt
Organism: Dreissena polymorpha
Lineage: Eukaryota; Metazoa; Mollusca; Bivalvia; Myida; Dreissenidae
Exons: 5
Coding region: 232-2193 (653 amino acids)
Source: RefSeq, a predicted model, not a curated record